AUGCUACCUCGACCCCUCAUAUUUGAAAUUAUCACAUAUCUAGACACUCCAUCUCUUCUCUCCAUUUCUCUUGUUAGUCGAAAUUUGAAUAAAGCAGCAAAUUCCCCAUGUCUAUGGAAGAGAGAAUUUUUUAGAAUUUGGAUUCCAUGUGAUAACACCCCUGCUUUACUUUGCCAAGAUUUCCAUAUAGUGGACUGCUUUGAUGUGGACUGGAAAGGUCUUUGUAAGAAAGGCCUACAUCUUCGCAGUGAUUGACUAAAAUUGUCAGGAUUUGUACUUUCUUCUUAUGAAAUGCUUUUCCUUUAUAACGAAUUUACAGGAAGCUUAAAAGCGCCGAUCAUUCCUUUUCCAGCCUUGAGAAGAGAUAUACAAAGUUUCCCAACAAUUUUGCAAGAUUUACUAGGAAAUCCUGAAGAUCAGUUUGAAGGAGACUUUGAUUAUGAAGAUUAUACCAUGGCUUUUGCGAGCUGUCUCAGGGAAAGGCAAGAUGAACUAUAUGCUGAAAUAGAAAGUAUAAAUGACUUGAAAUUGCUGACAUGCUAUAGGUGAAAUAUAGAAAAUACUGAUAUCCCUGCAGAGCGGUUAAGUAUUGAAUCAGUUUCUACAGACUCUUCAGACACUUUUAUUGAUUUUUCUGGCCAAAAACAGACGGAAAGCAUGGUUUUGAACUUUUUUGAAACUAUUAAAAACACCCUUCAGUUUUUCUGUGAUGGAAUUACUGGGGCUUUAGUUGAGAGCGAUGAUUUGGUAAGUGAAUACUGCAAUAGAUGGACUGAUUAUUGUGCAGCCAUGAAAACUAUUAAUGGGUUGUUUCUUCCUUUGACAGAGAUGAUAAAUGAAAUUUAUGAGAGUAAGUUUCCUGAUAGCCCGAAUUUUCCAAGAAUGAAUAUGAUGAGGCUUAUGCCAGCUAUAUGAAGAAGGCAUGUUUUUGAAAAAAUAAAAGAUAGAAUUGCCAGCAGCCUUGUAAAUAAUGUAAAUUAUCAGAGGCAAAAAGUAUAUAAGGGAGAAAAUCCAGAUCUAGAAUUCUGUGAUACUGUCAAAGGCCUUAUUGAAGCAGUUAUGGAUAUCAGCUUAAAUGAGCUAAGUGUGUACUUCAAAAACCACUCCCAGCUUCAGCUUGAUGGCCCAUACUCAUUCCUCCACUUAGAACUUAUUUCUCAAUCAGCUGAAUAUUACAAUUCUUUAAAUUUACCUAUAAACACCCUUAUUGAUUUUUUUGAAAAUGAGCAUGCUUUUUCUACAGCAUUUUUGCCUCAAUCUACAGCUACUCAGCUAAAAGUAUUGAAAUAUAAAAAAAUUCAAAGCGAAAUUCUCAACAUUUUGUCAGCUGAAAUCAUAAAUUAUGCACCAGAAGAUCACCCGAUAAGUAUUAAUAAUUAUGACAUUUUAUCAUCUGUAAUUGGGAAAAUCCUCUUACAGGUCGAUAAUAAUCAAGAAAAAGUUAUAAGGUUUUUAUUGUCUUGCAAAGAGCAUAAAGAAAUUGUACAAAAAUUUAAUGACAUUCAGCAGAUAUUAGAUGAUAGCUCAAAAAGCGAAGAAGAUGAAAUUAUUGAAAGGAGGGCAAAUAUUCUAGGAGUCAGGUUUGACGCGACACCCGAGGAAAUAAUGCUUUUUUCCUUUUCUAGGGAUAUCAAUUUUAAUCAGAUGUCGGGUGUAUUAAAAGCUUUUUCAAUUUAUUAA
This is a messenger RNA of Blepharisma stoltei, 1680 nucleotides long. Lineage: Eukaryota; Ciliophora; Heterotrichea; Heterotrichida; Blepharismidae. The record is from the annotation of a GenBank genome assembly.